AUGGCAACCUCAGACGCGGGCAAGGAGAAGAUGAUCAUGCUCCAGUCGUCCGACGGAGAGGAGUUUCGGGUGGAGGAGGUGGUCACCAUGGAGUCGCAGACCAUCCGCCACAUGAUUGAGGAUGAUUGCGCUGAUAAAGCCAUCCCGAUACCCAACAUCAACUCCGAGAUCCUCUCCAAGGUCAUCGAGUACUGCAACAAACAUGUCACGGCCAAGCCAGGCAACGUCUCCACUGUAUCCCCCGGUGCCUCUGCGUCUAACACCGUGGCUCCCGCCACCAUAGCUGAGGACCUCAAGAUCUGGGACGCAGAAUUCAUCAAGAUCAACCAUGCCACCCUCUUCGACCUCAUCCAAGUUGCAAGAUACCUCAAGAUCAAGGGUCUGUUGGACCUGACUUGCCAGACUAUUGCCGACAUGAUUAGUGGCAAAACUAUGGAGGAGAUCCGUAAUUUCUUCAAUAUUAAGAGCGACUACUUGCCAAAGGAGGAGGAGAAGAUCUGCAGGGAGAACCAGUGGACGUUUCAGUAG
Triticum aestivum (bread wheat) is the source of this 528-nucleotide messenger RNA. RefSeq names its product SKP1-like protein 1. The record is from RefSeq and is a predicted model, not a curated record. NCBI's taxonomy places the organism in Eukaryota, Viridiplantae, Streptophyta, Magnoliopsida, Poales, Poaceae. Gene Ontology annotation, biological process: ubiquitin-dependent protein catabolic process. Bases 1 to 528 code for a protein of 175 amino acids. The transcript is spliced from 2 exons.